Scheffersomyces amazonensis is the source of this 8529-nucleotide messenger RNA. RefSeq names its product Bph1p (gene BPH1). The record is from RefSeq and is a predicted model, not a curated record. Lineage: Eukaryota; Fungi; Ascomycota; Pichiomycetes; Serinales; Debaryomycetaceae. Gene Ontology annotation, biological process: transmembrane transport. Bases 118 to 8529 code for a protein of 2803 amino acids. Gene Ontology annotation, molecular function: transmembrane transporter activity; protein binding. The transcript is spliced from 2 exons.
AGUACCCAUACCUUCAGAUCACUAAGAUUAGUAAUAAGUAAUAAGCACCUAGCCAAUAACGAUUGAUCGUAUAGUCAGUGAUUCAACCGCUUUUUCCCGUGUGUGAAUAAGUACUAAAUGGCAUCCGAGCAAUUGAGGAGGAUGGAUUCCGACUCCGAAGGUUCACCUCCCGAUAUUAAAUUAAUUGAAUAUUUAUGUGAUGAAGUAUUUCCGACCUUCUCUAUCGAUCGAGAUGGACUAAUCAAUUGGCAAUUGAAUUGGGGAUAUGCAAUUGAAGACUAUGCAUCAUUAAGUUCAGCAGUUCAACCACUCUUACUAUCAAUUGAUAAUUAUGAUCAGGGGAUUAAUUUAGAUAUUAAGAAAUUCCAGCAAUUGAUAAAUGAUAUUAAUGGACUCGAUGAGGAAUUAUAUCGAGAUUUCAAAAUCAUUCUCCUUGAAUUACUCAUCUAUAUCUUUUCAUUAAUCUAUAAUGUAAAGAUUAGACUUCAUCAAUUAUCAUUUCAUGAGAUACUUAUUCUGAGUUAUUUAUAUGAAUUAUUGAAAUUAAGUCCUGAUAUAUCUUCACUUUCAUUAGAAUCUCCCACUAUCCUUAAUCAAUAUGCUCGAUUAAUUAUUACAUUUCUAGAAUUAGGAUGUGAUAUUCCCUUAUUUAAGAAAUUAAUAAGUCCAUUAUUCUCCAAUACUAAUUGGAUUUGUAAAUUAACUAUAUUGGAUUUAUUAGAGAAACUAUAUACAAAAUAUUCAGCCCAUUUCCAAUUCAUUCUAUUUAAUAAAAUCACUAGUUUCCCCUUUAUAAAUGAUGAUAUUAAACGAAAUUUCACCAUACAUUCAUGGUUUAAAAUUAAUAAUCAAAGUUCAGAUAAUGAAGAUCCAUUAACUUUAUUUACCUUAAGUAGUUCCAAUACCAGUCCUACUUCAUUAAGUUUGAGUUUACAAUUGAUUAAUUAUAAUCAAUUUAUGGUAGAAAUCAAGAAUGAACAGACAGGAUCAACUGAACCCAUUAUGUUUAAUCAAAUCUUAAAGAUUAAUGAGAAUGAUAAUGAUAAUGAUAAUAUAAUUCUAAAGAAUCAAGGGUAUAUUCAAGUAGUAUUGACUUAUGAUAAUUAUGCCAAUCUUAACUUAUUUAUUGAUGGAGAAUAUAGUGAAUCUAUACCGAGACCUGACAUUCAUAAGGUUAUCCCGUUUUGGAAUAAAGUAUCAAUUGGAAAUAAUGUACCAGAAACCAUAACUGAUGAAUUAUUUAUAAAGAAUCUUUCAAUUCUAAAUAUUAGUUUAUCAUAUGAAUGGAUUAAUUUAUUAUAUAAUCUCGGAUUAUCUUAUGAUUGGGAUUUUAAAGAGUUCAAUUCCGAUAACUUAUUGAAUUUACUAAAUCAUUUAAGUUAUCGUGGAUUGGCCAAUGUUGCUAUAAAGCAGAAUGAAUUACGAACGCAAAGAAAGGAAUCCAAUCGACCUCAACAUACCAAUCUCUUUGGGAAUUCUAAUGGUAAUCCUUCCUCCGGCACCUCCUCCACCAAAUCUAAAGCUACUGGACUUAAUCAUUCUACUAGUCUAACCAAUAACAUAUCGGCCUAUAUUCGGAAUAAGUCUCCUCAUGAUAAACCAGAUAUGUUUGAAAGAACUCUCCUUAUUAAAUCGCUAUCGAAAUUGAAACAAGAGAAUAUUCUAUUUGAUACUAGUGAGAUCUUUCAGACUUUUCAACAACAAGAAAAGUAUCCUAUUCAAGCCAAUGCCAAUACCAAUACCUUUACUUCGUUCUAUUAUCAUAAUUCUCCUUCGAUUCAUGGAGCAUUAUAUACUAUAGGAGGUGCCAGUUUAUUAUUAAAAGUAAUAGAAAAUAUAUUUGAAAUAACUGAUCCAAAACUACGGGAUAGCUUAUUAUAUAAAUUAUUGAAUGUAUUAUUUAUCAUACUUAAUAACAACUGGAGAUUAAGUAAAGAGUUUGAGAAUGUUAAUGGGUAUGGGAUUCUUUCAGUAUUACUAACUAAUUAUCAUGAGAAAUGUAAUGGAUCGUUAACUUUUUCAUUAUUAGAUGAGAUUAAUGGUAAUAAAUUCGAAUCCUUAACCUUAACUGGAUGUAAUGGAUCGAACUUAUUGAAUAUGAUCUUAUCGUAUAUUGGAUAUGAUUUCAUAUCUCCUUAUGAAUCUAUAAUAGUUAACCCCUUAGCCUAUAGAUUCUUAGUACUUAAUUUAGAAUUGUUUUCUACAAGUGAUUCCUUUGAAUAUUUACUAUAUCAUUUCCAAGUAUUGAUUGAAGGAUCUCGUUAUAGAGAUACCAAUGUGGUUGAACUUCAUAAGAUGAAACUUCUUAAGAAACUUAUCCAAUUUCUUAAGAGUCCUAUUACUCAUUCAUCAGUGACGGUGACUGUGACUCCUCAAGUUAAACAUCAAUUGGGUUUAACCUUAACUAGUAUUAUCACUACGGAUUCUUCAGUAGAUAACAUAAAAUCAUUGGCUUUAUACAUUAAUUAUGCUCUCUACAAUCAAGAUGUAUCAUCCGACUAUGGUCUAUUGGUCUUACAAACAUUAACGGAUUUCUUAUGUGAUCCUAAUUCCUCAAUUAAAACGUUAAGAAAGUUUUCUCGAUCGAUAACUAUUCAUUGGAUAUUACUUUUAUUUCAAUUCCAAACUUCUAAACAAGUAGCCAUAUGUGGAUUUCGAUUAUUAUCGAAAUUACUUAAGAUCUUGGGAGCAGGCAUUAUUCGAAAGUUCUUUCAAAUCAAUCAUGGUUUGGAUAUCUUAACUCAUUUCUUAAAGCAUUGGUGGGAAGAUGAUGAUGUUCUUGCUUGUAUCUUUUUAUCGGGAGUGGGUAUAGAGGAUAUUUCUGGUGGUGGAGGUGGUGGUGGAGGUGGAUUAAGUUCAAUUCUUAUCAAUAACGUUUCAGCAAUUAAUACUAUAGCAGUACCGGAAUUCCUACUAUUAUUAAACAAUUUAGUAUUGAAUUCCAUGUAUGUACUCAGUCUAAAGUAUGGACAGUUAUUAGGCAGUAAUCCUGCUUCUCCAAUGGCCACCAGAACCACCACCAAAGAUAAUGAAAAUCUCACCUUAUCAUUCAAUGUAUUACAUUUACUAAAUGCAUACAUUGAUACAAUUAAUAUAGGAUUUGAGAAGGUCAGUGUACUCAAGAAGUUCUACUUAACUCGAGAAUUCUUAGAGGGCAUAAUUGAAUUAUUAGGCUAUUUACAAUUAUCUACCAAAUGGUCUAAUGAUACCAUUCGAAGUAAUUUUCAAGAGUGUUAUAAUAAAUUAGUUAAGGUAAUCACCAAUAUGUUCAUUAGUAAUUUAACAGAAUCGAAUAUGGCUGAAGUAUUGGUAUGUCUUAGUGAUUUCACUCGUAAAAUGUGUCUUGAUCUUAUAUUCCCCGGCAUCUUUGAUCAUAUCAAUCAGUUCAUUGAUGUAUCCAAUUUCAUCUAUGAUGAACACAAGUUUCUUGACUCUGUGAUCAUGAUGUUGAAUUACUAUCAACAAGAGUUUCUUGCCCAUAAUCAUUAUAUCAGUCAGGAUGAUCUUGAUAAGUAUAUCACAUGUAUCUUAUCGGUGAUUGAAGUAGCUGAGUCCAGUGAUAAUCAACAAUAUUAUCUGCAUCUCAAUAAGUUAAAGAAUCAUUUAGGAGAAGUGAUUAUUCUUAAAGUACUAAAGUUAUCGGAUAUUGAAGAUAAGGCCAAUGCCACGGGUAUAACCAAAGUUAAUCAAACUUAUAAGUUAUUUCUUUAUCGACAAGUUACGGUGUUUGAUAGUCAAGUGUUGUAUGAUAAACCUCUUAGUCAAUUAAUUGUAUUGGCCUUAGGACUGUUUUUAAAAUUAGAUCCUCAACACCAAUUGGAAAGUAUAGAAUUCACCUUCAGUCUAUUACGAACUUGUUAUCUUAUCAAUCAAGAUAAGUUUAGUAAAGUGAUUGGAUUAGUAGACGUAGAUCAACAGCUAUUAGGAGAAUUCUUUACUAACUUAAUCUCGAAGAAUGAUAGUGAUACUUGUGCUAAAUUACAAAAGUAUCCUCCCUUCACCCGAAGCAUAAUUCAUAAUUACAAUACGCUUCGGAAUAAGUACAAACAAAUUGAAUUCAUAAAUGUAUUUGAAAUGUCGAAACUUAUGUUACAUAAUGGUGGGACUUUAGGACAAAUGAAUAGUAUUUAUAUUAAAUCAUUUGAAAAGGAUUGUGAACAAUUAAAGUCUCUGAUAGUUAAUGGAGAAUUGGUUAAGUAUAAUCGGUCUGUACAAGAUCAUUUAGAGAAUGUUCAAUUCUUUAUCUCCAAUUAUCAGAUCUUAAAAGUGGAGAUUUCUCGAUUAAUUGAUGAUAAUUGGAAACCCAAGGAUUACUUAUUGGAUUAUAUUGAGAAUAAUGAUCGUAUGAGAAGACGUAUGAUUGUCGGAGAUCAAUUCCCGGAUUCCGAAAAGCUUUCUUAUAAUAUUAAUGUACCCCUUAAACCAAUUGUACCAGAAGAAGAGAGAUUUAUUAAUUUACAAAGUUAUGAUUAUGCUAUUGCUGCUAAUGGAAUAGAUACUUUAAGUUUAUCAUCUAAUCCUUCACUUGAUAUGAAUAUGAUUGAAGCAACAGAUGCAGAAACAGAAACAGAAACUGAAACUGAAACUGAAACUGAAGCUCAAUCAGCUUAUGAAGAUAAGAAUCGAAAAGUUAUAAGAAGUUUAUAUGCUGGAGAUCAAAUAGUGGCACUUUGGAAUGUUAGUCAAAUCAAUGGACUAGUACCUAUUGAAAGUCUAAUGAUAUUAGGUACUAAUCAUUUAUACUUGAUUGAGAAUUAUUUCCAUAGUCAAGAUGGGAAUGUAAUUGAUGUUCAAGAUGCUCCAGCAGAAUUACGAGAUCCCAUCUUACAAUUAGUGAAUUCUCAAUCGAGUGCUAUCUUAAAGCAUGAAUCUAAAUUACAUCGUAAUAAGAAUUGGUCACUUGGGAAUUUAAGUUGUGUAUCUAAACGGCAAUUCUUAUUAAGAGAUAUAGCUGUUGAAAUGUUCUUUAGUGAUGGAGCCAGUAUAUUAAUUACUUGUCUUUCACCUCGAGAAAGAGAUAUUAUUUAUAAUAAGAUUUAUUCCUUUGCUUCCGGUAAAGGUUUAGAUUCCGAUUUAACUAGAGCUUUACAAUCUUCAAGUUAUAUGUCUCCAUCAUCCAGUAAUUCAAUUCUUAAUAGUUCUUCAUCAUACUUAUCAUCCAAGUUAGCCUCAGCAUUCUCUCAAAAUGGAUUAUCUUCUAGUUCAAAUCCUACUUUCUUAGCGGCCACGAGGAAAUGGAAAAUGGGAGAAAUGUCUAAUUUUUAUUAUUUAAUGAUUAUUAAUACUUUGGCCGGUAGAACUUUUAAUGAUUUAACUCAAUAUCCAGUAUUCCCUUGGGUAAUAGCGGAUUAUACCAGUGAAAUUCUUGAUUUAUCUAAUCCUAAAACUUUCCGAGAUUUAUCUAAACCAAUGGGUGCUCAAACAGAAAGUCGAGCUAAUGAAUUUCAUGAAAGAUUUGAAGCUCUUGCCAGUCUUAAUGAUCCUGAUGCUCCUGCUUUCCAUUAUGGUACUCAUUAUUCUUCUGCUAUGAUUGUUACAUCCUUUUUAAUUCGGUUAAAGCCUUAUGUUCAAUCGUAUUUAUUAUUACAAGGAGGUAAAUUCGAUCAUGCUGAUCGACUUUUCAAUUCAAUUGAAAAGGCAUGGAUAUCUGCAUCUCGAGAUAAUACAACCGAUGUUCGAGAGUUAACUCCUGAAUUCUUUUAUUUACCGGAAUUUCUUGUUAAUUCCAAUCAUUUUGAAUUUGGAACUUUACAAAAUGGUGAAUCACCUAAUGAUAUUACUUUACCUCCUUGGGCUAAGGGAGAUCCCAAAAUUUUUAUUGCUAAACAUCGAGAAGCUCUUGAAAGUUCUUAUGUAUCAGCUAAUUUAAAUUUAUGGAUUGAUUUAGUAUUUGGUUAUAAACAAAGUGGACCAGAAGCCAUUAAAUGUUUAAAUGUAUUUCAUCAUCUUUCUUAUAAUGGAGCCAUUAAUUUAGAUAAUAUUCAUGAUGAAGUUGAAAAGAAAGCAGUGAUUGGAAUGAUUAAUAAUUUUGGACAAACCCCAAAGAAAUUAUUUCAAAAACCUCAUCCUAAAAAGGAAGUAUUGAAUUUACCAAAUUAUUAUCUUAAUUUAAUUGAAAAUGAAAAUACUCCUCGAUUAUUAUUUGAAUCUAAAUUAAAAUUACCAACUGAAAAAUUAGAAAUUAGUUCAAGAAAUGGUAAGAAAUGGGUUGGACGAGCUUCAUGUGUUGCAUCAGAAGAUGAUUUAUUAAUUCGAAAGGCCAAUAAUUUAAAAUUUAAUAGUGGAUCAUUAAUUAUUAAUGAUACAACUUUUUUAAAUAUUCAUCGAUGUAAUAUAACUUGUAUAUUACAAAUCGGUCAUAAAUUAUUUUUAACCGCUUCUGAAGAUGGAUUAAUUAAUGUAUGGAAAUGUGAAUUAAAACCAACAACUUCUUUACAAUUUCAAACUAUAUUAAGAGGUCAUACGAGUGCUAUUGUAUCAUUAAAAUUUAGUAAAAGUUAUAAAAUGGGUAUAAGUCUUGAUACUGAUGGUACUGUUAUUGUAUGGGAUUUAGCUCGAUUUAAGUUCAUUAGAAAAUUGGUUUCUAAUCAUCAUAAAGAUGAACAUAUUAAAACAUUAAUUUCUAUAUCUAAUGAUACAGGUAAUAUUGCUAUAGUCAAUAUUACAUCCGAAAAGAAUGUGGUUAAUAUUUAUACCAUUAAUGGAGAUUUAAUUCUUAGUCAAGACUUUAUAUAUGAAAGUCAAUAUGAUGAAAGUAAUGGUAAUGGUAAUGGUAAUGGUAAUGGUAAUGGUAAAUAUAUUACUGCUUUCAGUUUUGGCAGUAUCAAUGAUGCAAUGGUUGAUACUGGUAAAAAUCUGAUUCUGAAUAAUCACACUCAUUGGUCUAAUGAAAUAUUUACAAUUGCCCAUGGUAAAGCUAUACAAAUAUUUGAAUUAACUCCUUAUAGUGAUAAUGGAUGGGGGUUAAUAGAUUUAGAUAGUUUGGAAUUAUGGAAACAACUUGAUGGUUAUAUUACAGCCAUAGAAUUAUUUAAAUUCUCGGAAACAGAUUCCGAUGAAAGAUUAAGUAGAGGACAAUUAAAGCUUAUUUUAGGUGAUUCAACAGGUAAAACGGCUGUAAUAUCUAAGGGAGCUAUUGGGUUACAAGAGAUUAGAACUACACGAAUAGAUGUAUCUGAUUCUCAAAGAGAAGAAACCGAGUCUUGUAUAGAAGUUGUAGUGGCAGCCGACAAUGAAAGUGUAACUGAAACUGAAUCUCCAAAUAAUGAAUUCCCUGAAGGUGGGUAUAGAGCUUAUGGAGUAGUAUUAGGAUCAUUUUUAGGCUUAACCGCAUGUUUUGGUACAUUAAAUUCAGUGGGUGCCAUUCAAGCAUAUAUUGCAACCCAUCAAUUAUUAAAAAUAAAUACUUCUACAGUAUCUUGGAUAUUUUCAAUUUAUCUGUUUAUUUGCUUUAGUGUAGGUAUAUUUGUGGGUCCAGUAUUUGAUAGGAAAGGUAGUUUAAUUCCUUUAAUAUGUGGAACCAUUCUAAUAUUUGGAGGAUUUAUGGCAGUUGCAUCAAGUAAAACAGUUUGGCAUUUUGUUCUUUCAUUCUCCGUAUGUGUUGGAAGUGGAUGUGCCUUAUGUAUUAAUCCUUUAGUUGGAGUAAUAAGUCAUUGGUUCUUUAAAAGAAGAGGAAGAGCCGUGGCUUUAGCUACACUUGGUGGUUCUAUUGGAGGAGCUGUUUUCCCCUUAAUGUUAAGAACUCUAUAUCCAAGAGUUGGAUUUACAUGGGCUAUAAGAAUAUUUGGAUUCAUAUGUACUAUUUGUAUGAUAUGUGCAGUUGUACUUUCAAAGGAAAGAAUAUAUAAUACAGAACGAGAAGAUAAUUCAGAAACUGAAUAUGCAAGUAAAUAUUCUAAAUUUUUAAGUUCAACUAGAAACUUUUUAGACUUUUCUGCUUUGAAGGAUAUGAAGUAUCUAUUUGUCAUUUUUGGAUUAUUAUUUUCAGAAACUUCAUUAAUGUCAAUUCUUACAUACUAUACUACUUAUUGUAUUGCUCAUGGAGUAAGUGAAUCUACAUCUUAUAUUUUAUUAACUAUAUAUAAUUCAUCAGGAAUUAUAGGACGUGUAAUUCCUGGGAUUUUAGCCGAUAAACUAGGCAAUUUUAAUGUGAUGGUCAUAAUGGUAGUUGGGAUGGUAUUAUCAGUCUUUGCUUUAUGGUUACCAUUUGGAAAUCAUCUUGGUGCUUUAUAUGCAUUUUCUGUUAUAUGUGGAUUCUUUAGUGCUUCAAUAUUUAGUUUAACUCCUGUAUGUCUUGGUUCAAUAACCCCAGUUCAUAAGUUUGGUCAAAGAUAUGGUUUAAUGUACUUUAUUGUUAGUUCAGGUAAUUUAUUUGGAGUUCCGUUAGGUGCAGCCAUUAUAGGGAAAGGUUCAAAACAUCAAUACGAUAUGUUUGCAAUGUUUUGCGGUAUAUUGGCUAUAAUUGGAUUAAUUUGUUGGACCACAAGUAGGUAUUUUAUAGUAGGAGCAAAACUUAAUGUUAAAGUAUAG